Messenger RNA from Paramuricea clavata, 4511 nucleotides. The record is from the annotation of a GenBank genome assembly. NCBI's taxonomy places the organism in Eukaryota, Metazoa, Cnidaria, Anthozoa, Malacalcyonacea, Plexauridae.
AUGAUUUAGCAUUCUGAGUGAUGAUUUUUAAGUUCUUGAAUUGCUGAAAUUUCUAUUUGACACAAAAUGGCGUUUGAACGAGGAGUGAAGGUAUUUCUGUUUAAAUUUUAUUGCAUUAUUUAACCUAUUUUAAUGAAGUAACAACUUUUUUAAAAAAAGCUUUGAGUAUUUAUGCAUUAGGAAUUUAUGCUGCUGCGAUAUUUCGUCAUAUAAAUUUUAGCCCAGAUAACGUAUAGCAAAUGUUGCACGUGUUGUACGGUCUUGUACCAGAGCUUAUAUUUUAAUAGUGUGAAUUAGAAAAUAUACGAAGUGAAUUUUUUUAUUAUAAGCUGUAAAAGCAGUGAAGCAAACAUGUAAAAUGUAACAUGUCAGUCAGAUUCAAGCUUUCAAAUAAUUAAAUGCAGUCUGUGUAUUCAAGUUAUUCAAAUUGAUAAAAUUUUAAGCCUAAAUAUAUGAAUAAUGUGUAUUAAAGUUUAUUAUAUAAUAACUACAGUGAAACAUGCAAUUUGAUUGGUCAAUAGCCGUGCAGGAUCAGUUAGGCUAUCCUGCACGAGGAAUUAAAAUGCUCUCACAGGAUUUUCAUUGGAUUCUCAAAAUGUCAUUGUUUCACUGUAGUUAUUUUAUAAAACAAUUACCAAUUGGUUUUCCAAGCAGGAUAGCAUGAUCCAUGCACUUGGGAUGUUGCUUGACUUUCGGAAAGCGUAAAAAUACACUCGCCUGCGGCUUGAGUAUUUCUACGCUUUCCGAAAGUCUCGCGACAUCCCUCGUGCAUGGAUCACGCAAUCCUGCACGGAAAACCAUUCGGUAUCUUUAAUAAUGUAUGAGUGUAUUCUUUUUUGCAGAUCAAAGAAUCUCAGGCAGAGAUACUGCAAAAUCUGAACUCAAAUGGAGAAUUUUUACAAAAAUCUACAUCAACACUUCUGUUAGAAAUGAAAGUUUUGAACAAGCUGAUUUACAAGUCCAAAAAUACUCAUAGCAAGGAAAAAUUCUUUAAGUGUUUAGAAAGGGUCAGUUCCAAUUUGAGUACUGGGCUGUUUAGGAGCUGUUGACAAAUAGAGUCUAUCCCACAAUUGCUUGUUCUACAAUUGCUUUGACUCUACCCUAUCCUGGAUAAAGUCUAUUUCUCAAUGAUGCCCUAAACAUGUUUUAUGGAUGUAUGUACAUGUUUCUAAAUAAAUUUUAUUUAUCUUUGACUGUGAUUUUGUUUCUAUGCUCAGAUAAAGAAAUGUUUAAAUAAAUGGAAACUCUUGGAUCUUGAUAAGAAAGUUGUUGCAAUGAGUAAACAUGUUGGGUGGGUACACUUUUAAUUUCUGGAAAUAUUGUAUUCAGCCUUACACUGUGCAUUCUUCAGUGAUGUUGGAACCAUGGGCAAAUUUACUGGGGGGGGGGGGUUACCCCCCCCCCAUAGAAUCUGUAACCCCUCCUAUAAAAUGUUCAACCCCACCAAAAUUUCGCUUCACUCCUCCUAUUUUGUGUGAAAGUCUUUAACCCUAAUGCCUAACCCCUGUCGAAGCUCACUCAAUGGUGCUGCUUGCACCCCACUAGAAAUAUUUCCACCCCUCCUUUUAAAAAAAUAAAAAUCCGCCCUUGGUUGGAACUUAAAAUUAUUUCUUUCUAAGAAUAUCUAUUUAUUGUGUUAUUUUAGUUUAACAGAAAAUUUAUAUGAAAUUCUAAAUGAAAUAAAGCUUGGAGGGCAGCUGGCUAUCAGGGUGUGUUGAAUAUUGAUAUUAAUCUAGCUGUGAUAUAGAUGUGGCAGUUCAAAGGCAAAACAAUCAUAGAACAUUAUAUGUUUACUCUAUUUCUCUUUUGUAUUGUUUUUUAAUAGAUUAUUAUCCUUUGUCAAGAAACAGUUCAGUAUCUGCCUGUGAAGAAUAUUUUAUUAAUGCUAGUUUUAUUGUGGAAAAUAUACUGCUCUUAUUCUUGUGAAAAUAUAUCAUUUUCCUUGACCAACUAACCAGAUAUAGCAUUGCCUAUCUUUCACGAGGCUUCUUUGUUACUCUUCAUGUCACUUUGUUGUCUCUUGUCAGCAGAAUGUGGUGGGUAGUGAAAAUUGUUGCUUUGAUAGAAAAUAGUUAGACAGCAAUCUCCAUCCUGUCAUACCGUAUUGUACGCUAUGCGUACCUAUUUUUAUGGCCCGCAUAUGCUUUAGGGUGCUUGAGAAAGAUUGUUGGACAAGCCUUGUGGAAUGCUAUCAACUAGUUAGAUCACUUAUUCAACUUACAGAAAAUCAUCUUGAUGUGAGUAUCACCAGCUCACCUUUUUCCUCUCUCAAGUCACAGAAUAGAGACAAACAGAAGGUAGACUUGUUGGUUUUUCCUGUGAUUUUGGCAUAACCGUAAUUCGUCAUCAAAAUGCUGACCCCAUGGUCUUAGCCAGUGCGCUUAUCAGAAGUCAAUAUGGCGGACGUCCAAGGGGUAUACGAGAUAUCUAGGGUGAAUGCUUCACAUAAGCGCAUUGGCUAGGACCUUGGCGUCAGCAUUUUGAUGACGAAUAAUGGCAGCGGUUACGCUUUUUUGGCUUAGUCAACCUUCUGUUUGUCUUUAUUCUGUGCUCAAGUUGUACUCAAAAUGAGUUAUAAUGUUGUGAGUAAUUAUGAACCCUGAUCUGAAUAUUCAUAACUCAUCCAUUCGUUCACAUACAUCAGAAGAAAAUCGCUCCUAAAAUUGCAGGAAAAAUUGCAAAGAAAAUCCAAAAAGUUGAAACACAUCUAAGUUUUAUGUCUGCAUUUCCUUCAGUUGAAUAAAUUCCCAGAAUCUUUGACAUUAUGGCUGAGUGAAGAUGCGAAGGGGAUAUUUGAUGGAAAGUAAGAGGAAUACUAUUUAUUGCUAAUGGAAUGGCCGACAUUGAGUGUUUUGACUUUAACAACGAUUCUUCUUCCCAUUUAGAUGUGUAAACGAUGCAUUCUCAGUUGUGAGCUCAAGUAAUCCGAUAUUCAACCAGCUUUUCAGUGAGAAAAAUGGUAAGAGCAUUAUUAAAACUUGACCACCACAUUUGAGAUAUCUUUUUCACGUAGUUCAAACACAAACCACGUGUAGAAUACUACCUUAAAUAAAUGGUUUAUUUCUAUUUCCAACAGACAGUGACGCACCGAGCAUGUUGAAAGAUGAAGAGAAUAACGAUGAAAUUGACCUGGGAGAACCAGUGGACGACAUGCGGGAGUUUCAUUCUGAAGACAAAACCCGUUACUCUACGCCAAAACGAACCAAUGAUAAGACGGUGAGUGAUCUUAAAACAAACUUAACUUUAAAAUUUGACUUGGCAAGCGCUGUCCGCAAAAAUGUUCAUGAAAACGACUUGGAACGUGAUAUCUGCAAACAUUUUCGUGAGAACGAGAGCUCUAAAAUACUUGAACAAAACGCAAAUCUGGAGAAGUUGACAAAGACCGAGAUGUCGAAGGAUUCUAACAAAAUAAAGAUUGGGUGUAAAUUAGACGAACUUGGAAAACGAAAAACUCCAAUGCUAGAUGAACUACGGAAAUCUCAUAACAAACUGUUCCUGACAAGACCAGGAAAAAGUCUACACCGUAUAGAAAACACAUUUUUUAUCAAGAAAACACCGUGUCGAUAUACUCUACGUAGUUUACUUGCCACCGCAGAUUUUGUAGACUGUUCCACGAAGAGACUACUUGCCCUUUUAAAAUUUUUGAAUUUUACUUUGCAUUCACGAGAAGUGUUACCCAGCGAACGAAAAAUGCUUUCAAGAAUACAACGCUCAUUCCAACGAGAGUUAAGAAAGCGGAGACAGCUUAAGAACAGACGAAAGGAAGGUGGGAUUUCUUUGUCGAGGAAAACUGACAGGCGUAAAGAAUCUGACGCAUCUAGAACUUUUAGGAAGACUUGUGCGGAAGGAGAUAAAAGCGAAGAAAUGCGUUGUCAGAAGAAAGAUGAGCAGAAAUUUGGCGCUAGACGAAAAACAGACGCACAUAGAGUUAGUUCGAUCGAUUUGAAAUACAAUACGUCUUCUAAAGAGACCCUGAAAGAUGGGGGAAGCCAAAUCAAGAAAAUUAGGCGAGAUGAAAUUGAUGAUAUAUUUAGUAGUUUAUGUCCGUAGUUGAAUGGAUUUCGCAUUAAGAUUCUCUAAAAAAAGCUGUCAUCAAAUUCGGCUAUAUUAAAGAUUUAUACAUAUUUUAAAGAUAUUGUGUGUACUCGAUUAAUCAUGCAACUAAAUGUGUGUCGUGUUGGACGAGACGUGCGUUGAAAAGGAACCUCUUUGUUCGGAACAAAAGAAGAACAUGUAAAAUGAAAGCGUGCAUGAAUUGUUAGGGAGAGUACUUGUAUUAGGACUGAAUAGCAUGUAUGUGUUCUAAUACACGUGACGUUCUUUCCAGAAGCGUGUAUUGACGUCACAAGUCUAGUUUGUCCAUUGAAAUGAAUAUAACUGGAAUGCUACCUUCAGAUAAACUGCCUAUACAGAUAUACAGAUAUUUCACAGCACACUCCCUAUCAGGGCUUUUCAGUGACUGGUUACAUUAUGAAUAGAUAGAUAGAACCGGACUGACGUGAAGCAGGCCG